AUGCAUGUUUCUGGUAAAAAAUCAUUGCUAAAAGUUCCCAGAGUAAAUUUCAUACAAAAGAAAAAUUAUCAUGAAGUUACAGGAGAUAUUCUUACUCCAUCUAGAAUUAUGGGCAUCAGUCAUUUAAGAGACCCUAGAUUAAAUAAGGGUUUAGCUUUCACAUUAGAAGAAAGACAAAUUUUAGGUAUUCAUGGACUCAUGCCACCAAAAUUUAAAACACAAGAAGAACAAGUAGAAUUGUGUAAAAUAUCAGUUGAAAGAUAUAAAGAAGAUUUAAAUAAAUAUUUGUAUCUGUGCGAAUUACAAGAAAGAAAUGAAAAAUUAUUUUUUCGUUUGUUAUCAGAGAAUAUAGAAAUGUUAAUGCCUAUCGUAUACACCCCAACAGUUGGAUUGGCUUGCCAAAAGUUUGGCCUCAUUUACAGAAGACCAAGAGGAUUAUUUAUUACAAUCAAUGAUAAAAAUCAUGUUUUUGAAGUUUUAAGAAAUUGGCCAGAAUCUGAUGUCAAAGCCAUAUGCGUGACAGAUGGAGAACGUAUUUUAGGACUAGGAGAUUUAGGAGCUUGCGGAAUGGGAAUACCUGUUGGAAAACUUUCACUUUACACUGCAUUAGCUGGGAUUAAACCUCAUCAGUGUCUCCCUAUCACGCUUGACGUUGGAACAAAUAAUUCACAAUUAUUGGAAGACCCUUUAUAUGUUGGCUUACGUCAAAGGCGUGUUACCGGUUCCAGAUACGAUGAAUUUAUUGACGAAUUUAUGCAAGCCGUAGUGAAACGUUAUGGUUGCAAUACUCUAAUUCAGUUUGAGGACUUUGGUAAUCAUAAUGCCUUUCGAUUUUUGGACAAAUACAUUGAUUCAUAUUGCACUUUUAACGAUGAUAUUCAGGGAACUGCAGCAGUUGCUGUCGCUGGAUUGUUAGUAACUAAAAGAUUAACGGGAAAAAAUCUCUCCGAUCAUACGAUUUUAUUUUUGGGAGCGGGUGAGGCAGCAGUUGGCAUAGCUAAUCUCUGCACAACUGCCAUGAGAACAGAAGGUUUGUCAAUUGAAGAAGCAAGAAAGAAAAUUUGGAUGGUGGACAUAGAUGGAUUACUCGCUAAAGACAGGCCCGAAGGGAAACUUGAUGGACAUAAGAGUGCUUAUGUCAAAGACCAUGCUCCAACAAAAGAUUUAUUAUCAGUUGUAACAGAUAUAAAGCCAUCAAUUAUGAUUGGAGCCUCGGCAGCAGCUGGAGCUUUCACUCCAGAAAUAUUAAAAAAAAUGGCAGAAUAUAAUGAGAGGCCGAUAAUAUUUGCCUUGAGUAAUCCGACAAGUAAAGCCGAAUGCACUGCUGAACAGGCUUACAUUCAUACUGAGGGUCGGUGUAUAUUUGCUAGCGGCUCUCCUUUUCCUCCGGUAACAUAUAAUGGUAAGACAUAUAAAACGGGUCAAGGAAAUAAUGCAUAUAUAUUCCCAGGAGUUGCAUUGGGUGUCAUCGCAACUGGAAUGCAUCAUAUUUCAAAUCAUUUGUUUAUAUUGGCAGCUCAGGCAUUGGCUGACAGCGUGUCUGAUGCAGAUUUAGAAAAAGGAAGUAUAUACCCACCGUUAAACAGUAUUCGAACUUGUUCAGUUCAAAUCGCUACAGAUAUAGCUAAAUAUGCUUACGAAAAAGGCUUGGCCACUCAUUAUCCAGAGCCUCCCAGCAAAAGAGCAUUUAUUGAGGGUCAGAUGUAUGAUUAUCAUUAUGAGAGUGUUCUUCCGAGUACAUACACGUGGCCUCAUCAAGAUGCUGUUAAUAUACCCGUAAAGGCAGUUGAGUUUUUAUUAGGAAAAGUAUCGGUGGUACAAAAUAAAAAAAUAAAAAUGUUUAAAGAUCGUGUUGGACAAUGGACGCAUGGAGAAUAUACCGGUGAUAAUAUUAUUCAUAAUCAAACCCGAGGGAUAGAUCACUUGAGAGAUCCUCAAUUGAACAAGGGCAUGGCUUUUACUAUCGAAGAAAGGCAAAGUUUAGGUAUUCACGGACUUCUUCCGCCAUGCAUUAAAACCCAAGAAGAACAAAUUCGUUUGUGUAAGUUAAACGUAGAAGGAUACGACAGUGAUUUGAGCAAAUACAUAUAUUUGAUGGGUCUUCAGGAUCGUAACGAACGUCUUUUUUACAAGCUUUUGCAAGAAAAUGUUGAACAAUAUAUGCCUCUCGUGUAUACUCCAACUGUAGGUUUGGCUUGUCAAAAAUAUGGUUUGAUUUUUAGAAGACCAAGAGGUUUAUUCAUAACCAUUCACGAUAAAGGACAUAUUUACGAUGUUCUUAAAAACUGGCCCGAAAGAGAUGUACGAGCUAUUGUUGUCACCGAUGGAGAGCGAAUUCUGGGUCUGGGCGAUUUGGGUGUUUGUGGAAUGGGAAUUCCUGUUGGAAAACUUUCUCUUUAUACAGCCUUGGCUGGAAUCAAACCUCAUCAAUGUCUCCCAAUCACUUUAGAUGUGGGAACUAACAAUCAAGCCUUCUUAAAUGAUCCUUUAUACAUAGGUUUGAGACAAAAUAGAGUAACUGGUCCUGAAUAUUAUGCUUUCAUCAAUGAAUUUAUGGAAGCUUCUGUGAGAAGAUUCGGACAAAAUGUACUCAUUCAGUUUGAAGAUUUUGGUAAUCAAAAUGCUUUUCGACUUCUUGAAACGUACCAAGAAAAAUAUUGUACUUUCAACGAUGAUAUUCAAGGUACGGCAUCAGUAGCCGUAGCCGGACUUUUAGCUUCUCUUCGUAUUACCAAGUCUAGACUUUCGGAUUACACUAUAGUUUUUCAAGGAGCCGGAGAAGCUUCUUUGGGUAUAGCCGAACUCAUUGUCAGAGCCAUGGCAAAAGAAGGAACUUCGAUUGAAGAUGCCAAGUCUAAAAUUUGGAUGGUAGAUUCCAAAGGAUUGAUUGUAAAAGGCAGAGAAGGGUUGACUUCCCAUAAGCUUCGGUUUGCUCAAAAUCGGGCCCCUGUGUCUACUCUUUUAGAGGUAGUAAAAAGUGCAAAACCAAAUGUUUUAAUUGGAGCAGCCGCAGUUGCAGGAGCUUUUACUACUGAAAUUCUGAAGGAAAUGGCUAAAAAUAAUGAAAGGCCAAUUAUAUUUGCUUUGAGUAAUCCAACGGCUAAAGCGGAAUGUACUGCCGAACAAGCUUACACGGCCACAAUGGGUAAAUGUGUAUUUGCUAGCGGAUCCCCUUUUCUUCCAGUCACGUAUAACGGUCAAACAUUUUAUCCUGGACAAGGAAACAAUUCUUACAUUUUUCCUGGAGUUGCCUUAGGAGUUAUUUGUGUAGGCAUCAAGACAAUUAGCAACGAGUUGUUUUUGGUGGCUGCUCAAGCUUUAGCUGAUCUUGUAUCCGAACGAGAUCUCGAUAGAGGAAGCUUAUAUCCUCCUUUGGCCGCCAUCCAAAACUGCUCUACUAAAAUUGCUGUUCGUGUAGCGGAUUACGCCUAUAAAACAGGAGUUGCAUCGGUGUUUCCGGAACCUCUGGACAAGGAAAAUUUCAUAAAAGCAGAACUUUACGAUACGUCUUAUUCUUCAGCAAUUCCUGCUCGUUACGCAUGGCCAAAGCUUUGA
Molecule: messenger RNA, 3555 nt
Organism: Pediculus humanus corporis (human body louse)
Lineage: Eukaryota; Metazoa; Arthropoda; Insecta; Psocodea; Pediculidae
Product: NADP-dependent malic enzyme, putative
Exons: 14
Coding region: 1-3555 (1184 amino acids)
Biological process (GO): malate metabolic process; pyruvate metabolic process
Cellular component (GO): mitochondrion
Molecular function (GO): malate dehydrogenase (decarboxylating) (NAD+) activity; malate dehydrogenase (decarboxylating) (NADP+) activity; NAD binding
Source: RefSeq, a predicted model, not a curated record